AUGAGACGAUAUUUCUCUGGAUACGGGGACAGGAGUUUCAGUUCUUCUUCUGCUCACUGCGGGACCUUGGGUGGUGGAGAUGGGAGAUUCGGAGGGUUUGGCCAUGGGUAUGGCAGCAGGAGCCUCCACAACCUUGGAGGGUUCAGGAAUGUCUAUACUCAUGGAGGCUACGGAGGACAAGGAGUAAGAUAUGGGAGAUGCCUUGGGUUUGGUGGCUGGAGACAGCCUGAGAGGGGCUUUGGCGGAAGAGGAUAUUUUGUGGGAGGUUUUCAAAGUGGUGGAACAGGGCUUGGUGGCACCUACAGAGGAGGUUCAGGCAGGGAGGUACUCGGAGGAGGCCUUGGCAUAGGGGUACAAGGGGCUGGGCAGGGAUUGGGGCAGGCUGGAGUUCUCCGAGGCAUUGAGGAGGUCCAUGUGGACACCAACUUGCUGAGGCCAAUACGGCUCCAGGUGGACCCCGAGUUCCAGCGAGUGCGCUCGGAUGAGAGGGAGCAGAUCAAAGCUCUCAACAACAAAUUUGCUUCAUUCAUCGAGAAGGUUCAGUGUCUGGAGCGGCAGAAUCAAGCACUCUUGGCCAAGUGGGAACUUCUGCAGCAGCAAAGCUCUGGCCCUGAGGAGAGCAGGAACAUCAACAGCUUCUUCCAGGCCUACAUCACCAACCUGCAGCGGCAGCUCGAGAUGCUCCAGAGCCAGAAGGAGCAGCUGGAUCCUGAGGCCUACAACAUGCUCCAGCUUGUUGAGGAUUAUAAAAACAGAUUCGAGGAUGAGAUCAACAAACGCACAUCCAAGGAGGAGGAGUUUGUGGAGCUUAAAAAGGAACUGGAUAGUGCCUACAUGGGAAAAAUGGAGUUUGAUGUCCGAGCGGAUAUCCUGAGGCAGGAGCUGGAGUUCCUCCGGUGUUUAUAUGAAGCUGAGCUGUCCCAGCUGCAAACGGUUGCUGGGAACGUUGAUGUUGUUCUGUCCAUGGACAACCACAGGGACUUGAACAUGGAUGGGAUCAUCGAGGAGGUCAGGCGGGAAUACGAGGGGAUAGCCCACAGGAGCACGGCUGAAGUGGAUGCCAUGUACCGGGGCAGGUACCAGGACCUGCAGAACAUGUGGGUGAGUCAACAAGAGCAGCUGAGGAACAGUCACCAGGAAAUCCAGGAACUUGCCAGACACAUCCAAAGACUCCAACCAGAAAUUGAAAUCGCAAGGAAAAGGAAUUCCAGCCUCCAAGACUCCAUUAAAGAUGCUGAGCACCGUGGGAGCUCGGCCAUCAGGGAUGGCCAGGAAAAGCUAGAGGAGCUGGAAAAUGCCCUCCAACAGGCCAAGGAUGACCUUUCUCAGCUUGUCCGUGAUUACCAGGAGCUCCUGAAUGUGAAGCUAGGCCUGGACAUUGAGAUCGCCAUGUAUCGCUCACUCCUCGAGGAGGAGGAGAACAGGUGA
Molecule: messenger RNA, 1428 nt
Organism: Melozone crissalis (California towhee)
Lineage: Eukaryota; Metazoa; Chordata; Aves; Passeriformes; Passerellidae
Product: keratin, type II cytoskeletal 1-like
Exons: 7
Coding region: 1-1428 (475 amino acids)
Biological process (GO): intermediate filament organization; keratinization
Cellular component (GO): keratin filament
Molecular function (GO): structural constituent of skin epidermis
Source: RefSeq, a predicted model, not a curated record